AUGGUGGUCAUGAAGAUGAAGUUCCCCUUUCAGAAACGGGUGAAGCUGGCCCAGGGACUGUGGCUCCUAUCCUGGUGUGCCACAGUCGCCGGGGCCACAACCUUCUCCCUGGGAUGCCUCUUAAAAACGGAGCUCCGCAGGAGAUCAGAGGUUAUGGAUAACUCAGACAUACAUAUCGUGCCCAACACCCUCAUGAUUGUUGGCCUGGCUUCCUUGGGCAUCAACUACUUUGCCUCAAAGAUCUGUCAGGACGCUUUGGACGCAGGGCGAUUCCCUCGCUGGAAGAACUUCCUGAAGCCCUACUUUGCCGUCUCAUGCUUCUUCACCGUCCUCAUGCUGCUGGCCGUAAUUAUGAGCUACGCUAUGAAGGGCAGCCUGGAGUCUUCCCUGAAAGCUGGUCUAAGGAAUGGUAUCCGCUUCUAUAAGGACACCGACACCCCGGGCCGCUGUUUCCAGAAGCAGAACAUUGACCGUCUGCAGAUGGAGUUCCAGUGCUGUGGAAACAACGACUUCAGGGAUUGGUUUGAGGUCCAGUGGAUCAGCAACCGCUACCUUGAUUUCAGCUCCAAGGAAGUGAAAGACCGAAUCAAGAGCAACGUAGACGGACGUUACCUGGUGGAUGGAGUCCCAUUCAGCUGCUGUAACCCCAGCUCUCCACGACCAUGCAUCCAAUAUCACCUGACCAACAACUCAGCGCACUACAACUAUGACUACCAAACAGAGGAGCUCAACAUCUAUCUUAGAGGCUGCAGAGAGGCCCUGGUCAACUACUACAUGGGCUUGAUGAACACUAUUGGGGUUGGAGUUUUGUCAGUCUUCCUACUGCAGGGCUCAGUGCUGGUGAGCCUUCGCUUCCUGCAGACCUCCAUGGAAGCAGUUGCAGGGGAGGAGAACACAGAGAUUGAAACGGAAGGGUACCUGCUUGAGAAGGGAGUGAAGGAAACCAUCAUGGAGUACCUCGACCCCGUGCUGACAUUCCUGUUGCUCAAAAACCAGGUUGAAGAAGGCACGACUGGAGAGACCCCCGCAACCACCUAA
This is a messenger RNA of Cyprinodon variegatus (sheepshead minnow), 1038 nucleotides long. It is a transcript of the gene rom1a, whose product is annotated as peripherin-2-like. The transcript has 4 exons. The record is from RefSeq and is a predicted model, not a curated record. The coding region runs from base 1 to 1038 and encodes 345 amino acids. Lineage: Eukaryota; Metazoa; Chordata; Actinopteri; Cyprinodontiformes; Cyprinodontidae. Gene Ontology annotation, biological process: visual perception. Gene Ontology annotation, cellular component: membrane.